UUUAUAGCUGCUAAUGUCACCUUGAUGGAUUUUAAGUUUGACUGAGGCACAUCUCUUAAUCAUUUUGGACUUAAUUUUUUUUUUUUGCUGUUUUUUUUUAAAUGAGAACCUUCAGACUGGCAAGUUUUAUUGAAAUCACUGGGGCAAAAUGGCUCAGGAUAUGACUGAGAAAGAGCUAAGGAAAAUGGAAUUAGAUCAACUGAAGAAGGAAGUGAAGACUGAAAGACAAAUGGUCUCCAAGACAGCAAAAGAACUCAGAGAUUAUAUAGAAUCUAUGGCUGCAGAAGAUCCUCUCUUAAAAGGUAUCCCAGAAGACAAGAACCCAUUCAAGGAGAAGGGAGGUUGUACAAUAAGCUGACCCCAGCCCCACCAAGAGAAGAUCUUUGUUGCUCUCCUUAUGUACUACUAGGACUGUAUGAAUUACGUUUAUCCAUAUACAAUCAGUCUAAAUCAGGAUUGGGGAACCUACGGGCCUCCAAAUAUUACUGAAGCACAAUUUCCAGCAGCUCUAUGCAAUAUGAUCAGUGAUGAAAGAUGCUGGGGGGCUGACAUUCAGCAAUAUCAGAAGGGCCACAGGUUCCCCAUCCUUAGAUAUUUUCUGCAGGAUGGAAUUUAACCAUGCCACAGAAAAAAGGAAGUGGAUCAAGUUCACGACCAAGAUACAUA
Molecule: messenger RNA, 666 nt
Organism: Candoia aspera
Lineage: Eukaryota; Metazoa; Chordata; Lepidosauria; Squamata; Candoiidae
Gene: GNGT2
Product: G protein subunit gamma transducin 2
Exons: 3
Coding region: 149-358 (69 amino acids)
Biological process (GO): G protein-coupled receptor signaling pathway
Cellular component (GO): heterotrimeric G-protein complex
Molecular function (GO): G-protein beta-subunit binding
Source: RefSeq, a predicted model, not a curated record